Messenger RNA from Purpureocillium lilacinum, 471 nucleotides. RefSeq lists its product as uncharacterized. The record is from RefSeq and is a predicted model, not a curated record. NCBI's taxonomy places the organism in Eukaryota, Fungi, Ascomycota, Sordariomycetes, Hypocreales, Ophiocordycipitaceae.
AUGGCCUCCAACCCCAUCGACAAGCUGGCCAUCGCCCUGCACCAGACCAGCAGCUCGCCCGCGACGGUGCGCGCCACCGUCACCAACAACAACGACCACCCCGUCACCGUCCUCACCUACCAGUCGCCGCUCGACCCGGCGGCCCUCGCGCUCGGCCUCCUCUCCAUCACGCCGUCCGGCGCGUCGCAGCCGCUGGAGCUGCCCACCAUCAAGAUGUCGCGCCAGUGGCCGCCGCAGGGCGACGCGCUCGUGUCCCUCGACGCCGGCGCGAGUGCGACCAACGACCUCGUCCUGGAGAAGCCCAAGGUGCCGACGGAUAAGUUGGGCGAGGAGGCGACGGUCGUGUUGGAGGGCAAGUGGAUGGCUGUGUGGCCCAAGGCCAGGAGCGAGCUGAGCGACGAGGAGAUUGACAAGUCGACUCAGCAUGGGUUUUCUCGGGCGUAUAAGACCGAUGAGCUUGUGAUUAAGUAG